AUGUCGUCUACGCUAGACGCAGUUUCAACACCGACGCCGACCCUGGACGGUGUCAAUGGCGGUGACUCACGGACGAUCAACCUGAACCAAUUUUAUGAUGCAGGCGACGUCGCGUGGGUCUUGUGCUCAACGGCACUCGUUUUCAUUAUGAUUCCCGGUGUUGGUUUCUUUUAUUCCGGCUUGGCUCGUCGCCGGAGUGCAGUGUCAAUGCUAUUUCUCUCACUCAUGUCAAUUGCGGUUGUCGGGUUCCAGUGGUUCUUCUGGGGCUAUUCGCUGACAUUCUCGCAUGAAGGUUGCGGUUACAUCGGAACAUUGGCAAACUUUGGUCUCCGUCAAACCUUGGGCCGUAACUCGGUUGGAGGCUCAUCCGUCCCCGAUCUUUUGUUCUGCAUUUUCCAGGGUAUGUUCGCUGCCAUUACUCCAGCACUGGCAAUUGGCGCUGCUGCAGACCGUGGUCGUAUGCUUCCCUGCAUCGUUUUUAUUCUCAUCUGGACCACCAUUGUCUACGACCCCAUUGCAUUUUGGACGUGGAAUCCAAAGGGAUGGCUGUUUAAGCUCGGCUCAUAUGACUUCGCCGGCGGUUCACCGGUGCAUAUUGCCUCGGGAAUGGCUGCCUUGGCAUAUUCAAUUGUGCUCGGACGUCGCAGCGACCACGGCCAGGUUGUGUACCGCCCCCACAAUGUGCCUCACGUUGUGUUGGGCACAAUUCUUCUCUGGUUCGGAUGGUUUGGUUUCAAUGGCGGCUCGGCUCUGUCAGCGAACCUGCGUGGUAUCAUGGCAUGUGUUGUGACACAUAUCGCCGCUUCUGUUGCAGGAAUCACUUGGUGCAUAGCUGAGUACAUUCGGUCCCGCCGUUGGUCUUGUGUUGCAUUCUGUAGCGGGGCUGUUGCAGGACUCGUGGCUAUCACACCGGGCUCGGGCUUCGUUCCUCCAUGGGCAGCCGUGGUUAUUGGUGUUAUUGGUGGCGUCGUCUGCUACGCUGCUACAUUCCUAAAGAACUUCGUCCGAGUUGAUGACGCGUUGGACAUUUUUGCCGAGCACGGUAUCGGUGGCAUGGUCGGUAACAUUCUCACUGCCUUCUUUGCCGCAGACUAUAUUCAGUCGCUUGAUGGCUCUACCGGAAACAGUGGUGGUUGGCUCUCCCACCAUUAUGCUCAACUGGGUUACCAGAUUGCCGACACGGCGAGCUGUGCUGCUUACUCCUUCUUGCUGUCCUGUAUCAUUCUCUACAUCAUGAAGUUCAUCCCCGGCUUGUCGCUUCGUGUUACUGAGGAGCAAGAACGGAUGGGUCUUGAUGAAGCCGAAUUGGGUGAAAAUGCCUACAUGGUCAAGCCUUCUUACGAUGCGGGUGUUACUGAUGCGGUAGCUGUUCCCGUAAGCGAACAUUUGACGGAAAAACAGCGCAUGGAGGCCAAGCAAGCCAUUUAG
Schizosaccharomyces japonicus yFS275 is the source of this 1428-nucleotide messenger RNA. RefSeq names its product ammonium transporter Amt1. Gene Ontology annotation, cellular component: plasma membrane; membrane. The record is from RefSeq and is a predicted model, not a curated record. Bases 1 to 1428 code for a protein of 475 amino acids. The transcript has a single exon. Gene Ontology annotation, biological process: ammonium import across plasma membrane; ammonium transmembrane transport. Gene Ontology annotation, molecular function: ammonium channel activity. Lineage: Eukaryota; Fungi; Ascomycota; Schizosaccharomycetes; Schizosaccharomycetales; Schizosaccharomycetaceae.